AGCAAAGGUUUAGUUCAGUGUGACAAGCAAAGGAGCAGGAGGGAGCUUGAUGGAUACGCGCAGCACCAUAUAAGAUGUUGUCGAUCCUCACUUCCCAAAAUGGCUUCAACACUCUGCUCCUCCGUCUCUUCAUCAUUCCUCCCUUCCUCUACGUUACGACGUCGUCUACCCCUUGUUGGUGCGUUUUGCGUUCUCAGUUUGGGAUUCUCCAAUUUCUACGCACCCUUGUAUUCCUCUGCCUUCAAAACGGGGUGCGUUCAAUCUCUCUUACGAUCCAAAUUAGGUAGCCAUAGCCAGUCUCGUGCGAAGAGCAGUAGCUUCAUCAGAAUGGAAGGGAGUAACAGUAACACCACUGUCCCAAGCAUCGUUGUCUAUGUCACUGUUCCCAACAAAGAAGCAGGUAAGAAGCUGGCUGAAAGCAUUGUUACAGAAAAGCUUGCAGCUUGUGUAAAUAGGGUACCGGGUAUCGAAUCAGUGUACCAGUGGCAGGGAAAUAUUGAAACUGAUUCUGAGGAACUUCUCAUAAUCAAGACUAGGCAAUCCCUUCUGGAAGCUCUGACAGAGCAUGUCAAAGCAAAUCACGAAUACGAUGUGCCAGAGGUGAUCUCCUUACCCAUCACUGGGGGCAAUCUUAGAUAUUUAGAAUGGAUUAAAGAGAACACAAAGGAGUGACUAACAAGUUUAGCCAGAGGGAGUGAGUUUAAGAGUUCAUUCUUCUGCCUUUGUGUGAUAAAUAAAGCUGGCAUGUCAUCUAUGUAACUAGGCAAUGAGUUUUAAAUAUAAUUAUGCCGAGAAUGAUGAUCAGACUUGUGUUACUGCUGGUGGCUAGGGUUGAAUGUGAGAUUUUAUGAGUAGACAUUUUCGUUGUGAUUUAUGUACAUUCGACCUUUUUUUUUUUUUUUUGUUAUGGCUGAUUUAUGUGUUCCCAGCACCAUGCACCUAUCUAU
Molecule: messenger RNA, 947 nt
Organism: Gastrolobium bilobum
Lineage: Eukaryota; Viridiplantae; Streptophyta; Magnoliopsida; Fabales; Fabaceae
Product: protein CutA, chloroplastic
Exons: 6
Coding region: 100-672 (190 amino acids)
Biological process (GO): response to metal ion
Molecular function (GO): copper ion binding
Source: RefSeq, a predicted model, not a curated record